This is a messenger RNA of Engraulis encrasicolus (European anchovy), 1992 nucleotides long. RefSeq lists its product as uncharacterized. Lineage: Eukaryota; Metazoa; Chordata; Actinopteri; Clupeiformes; Engraulidae. The record is from RefSeq and is a predicted model, not a curated record. Bases 88 to 1908 code for a protein of 606 amino acids. The transcript has 2 exons.
GGAAUCGGUUGCUGUAUUAUGUAUUUGUAUUAUGAGAUCAAGAUUUGAAGCCUACUGAUACACGUGGCUGUGCACACACAAGCCAUAAUGGCCAGAGGGCCAGGGGGUGACUGCCCUGCACAGCACCCCAAGACAAAGGACAAGAAGGCACGCAGAUGGAGGCUACUAAUCCUCAGCUUCCUCUGCUGUGCUGUGGCACCUCCCACGGAGGACAGUGUGGAGGUGGGUGAGGCCCGCCAGAAGACCCACACUGUUCUCAACACCCCCGACACUGACAACGGCCAGAACAUGCUGACUGCCCGAGAGAUUAAGAGGAGGGUGAGGGAGAGGAAAGCCAGGAGGAAGCUGCAAGGCAAACGCAAAAGAUCCAAGGCUGCCCCAUCCGCUGACGCACACUCCACUUCCGUUCCACACACCCAGCUGUUAAAGGAAACAACCCCUGCCAGCAAAACCAAAGACACCGAAAGCCAAGACCAAAAGAUCAUGGAUAAAGAUCUGCAUACCCAGCUGUUGAUGGAAACGACAACCCUUGCAAGCGAAUCCAAGAAGAUUGAACCACACCAAAAGAUCGAAGAUGCCAACAACCAUAAGAGAGUGGGGAGCUUUCCACACCCACCUCUGAGGAGCGUAGAACAACCAAACCCCAGCAAGAAGGACAUGGAGACGCAUCGGAUUGUUGACGAGGGCAGAAAAGAGCAAGAAGCAAAGCCUACCAAGAAGCUCAAACAGCACCAGGUUGUGGACGAAUUCUCACACUUUGAGUUCAUGAAGGACCUCGCCAAGCUUCUCCUGUACACCCUCUUGGUGUUUGGCUUGGUCUUUGCCGCCCUCAGCUUGCUCUGCUGUGCUGUGGCACCUCCCACAGAGGACAGUGUGGAGGUGGGUGAGGCCUGCCAGAAGACCCACACUGUUCUCAACACCACCGGCACUGACAACAGCCAGAACAUGCUGACUGCCCAAGAGAUUAACAGGAGGGUGAGGGAGGGGAAAGCCAGGAGGAAGCUGCAAGGCAAACGCUGGUACUACCGCCUUUUUAGAAGAUCCAAGGCUGCCCCAUCCGCUGACGCACACACCACUUCUGUUCCAAACACCCAGCUGAUGAAGGAAACAAUAUCUGCAAGGAAAACCAAAGACACCAAACAAGACCAAAAGAUCAUGGAUGCUGAAACACACACAAACCAGACCACCAUUCCGCACAUACAGCUGGUGAAGGAAAGAACAACCCCUGCCAGCAAAACCAAAGAGACCAAAAAAGACCAAAAGAUCAUGGAUGCUGACACACACACCAACCGGACUACUCCUCUGUACACCCAGCUAUUGAAGGAAAUGACAACCCUUGCUAGCAAAUCCAAGAAGAUCGAACCACACCAAAAGAUUGUGGAUGCCAACAGCCAUAGGAGAGUGGGGAGCUACCCACACCCACCUCUGAGGAGCAACUUGGAGGAACCAAAGCCCAGCAAGAAGGACAUGGAGACGCAACGGAUUGUUGACGAGGGCAGAAAAGAGCAAGAACUAAAGUCUACCAAGGAGCUCAAACAGCACCAGGCUGUGGACAACUUCUCACACUUUGAGUUCAAGAGGGUGUCCAGGAGAAGGUUGGUGAGGUCCUUCAUGGUGUUUGGCUUGGUCUUUGCCACCCUCAGCUUCCUCUGCUGUGCUGUGGCACCUCCCACGGAGGACAGUGUGGAGGUGGGUGAGGCCCGCCAGAAGACCCACACUGUUGUCAACACCCCCGACACUGACAACGGGCAGAACAUGCUGACUGCCCGAGAGAUUAACAGGAGGGUGAGGGAGGGGAAAGCCAGGAGGAAGCUGCAAGGCAAACGCUGGUACUACCGCCUUUUCAGAAGAUCCAAGGCUGCCCCAUCCGCUGACGCACACAGGACUUUCCAGGACUUGAUCAUUUGAAAUAAUAAAUCCUGUAACAGAGUUAUGCAACAUCACCUCAAUUAUAUUACCUCAAAAUAAAUAUUUUCUAUUUUCAUCAAAUGA